ACAGUCCCUGUGAUUUCAAACUAGUAUAGAAAAUGAUACUGAAACUUCUAAGUAAACAUUAGCUUAUAUACAUGCUUAUAAUAUAAGCAGCCACUUCCGCGAGGAGAUUUUAUUAAUGUAGUUUAAUUGUUCGGUUCAUCCUUUCUGAAAACGUGCCCUUAAUACCUCCAAACACUCAACUUAAAAGCCCCACUGUGGUUGGUCUCAGAUGUCUUGUGCACUGAUCAGCGCCUCUGGAGCCCGGGUCCCACUUGAGGACGGACGAGCUGUGACUCUGGGCCGGGGUCCGGACACCGGAGUCACCGACAAGAAAUGUUCCAGGCACCAGGUGAAGGUGGUGGCUUCUUUUGUAGACAAGGCUGUGGUUGUAACUCAGCUGGGUUCCAAUCCAAGCUUUCUGGACAGUGAGAAGCUGACCCGGGGCCAGUCUGGUAAACUUAAGCACGGAGGGACUCUCUACCUGGUUAACCAGAACCACCCAUUUAAGUUGCGUUACUGCUUAAGCUCCAAUGGAACACCCACCAGUGCCACACCUAAAGGGCUGAAAGCAAAAGAUAAGACCAAGGGAGGAAGGAAUGAAAAGGAGGCACAGUCAAGUCCGACACCAAAGCGGAGUAUAAAGGAUUUCUUUGCUACGUCUCCAAUGAAGUCUUCCAAGAGACCACUGAGCCCAGAGAGGGGGCAGCCUGAGGUGAAGCGCACACGAAGGAAUGAGCAGGCCUCAGAUGGGAAGCUGGAGGAAGAGGACGAGGAGGAGAGACUGGCAGAGGAAAAGCUCAAACAGCUACAAGAGCUGGCAGAGAAGUCUCUGUCUGAUAGGAGUAACACCCAGCCUUCAUCUGCUGCAGCAUCGCCAUCAUCUUCAGUGGGAUGUCUGAAGAACAGUUGGCAGCAGAUAGGCAACCUGAUGCUUUACACCGCUGCUGGUGUCAAAGGGAGCGACAAGAUCGCUGGAUUCGACAUCAAUGGUUGCAUCAUCACCACCAAGUCCGGCAAAGUGUUCCCAACUGCACCAGAUGACUGGAAUUUGCCUGAACAUUGGGUUGCAGUUCCACACUGCAGGAAUUCUUCCUGGGCUGGAAGAGCGCCCCCUACAGGCUGCCUGAAUUUGACCCUUAUACCCUUGCAUUUGUCCUCAGCUGGAAAAUCCACCUUCUUCCAUACUCACAUCAUUCCAAAGGGCUACUUCUAUGUCAACAGGGAUACACUUGGGUCGUGGCAGAGCUGUGUGACGGCGUGUGAGCGCGCUCUGAAGGAAGGCUGCAGUGUGGCUGUAGACAACACUAACCCAGACCCAGAGUCUCGCAAAAGAUAUUUGGAUGUGGCCAAAGCAGCAGGAGUGUCCUGUCGCUGUUUCCACUUCUCAGCUUCUCUGGACCAAGCGAAACACAACAACCGAUUUCGUGAGAUGGCUCCAUCAGAGACCAAACACGCCAAGGUCAAUGACAUGGUUUUCCACAGCUACAAGAAACACUUUGUGGCUCCCAGUCUCUCUGAGGGAUUCUCUGAGAUCAUCCACAUCCACUUCAUCCCAAACUUCAAAGACAGCAAAGCAGAAACCCUGUUCCCACAGUUUUCCGAAGGCUGAUUGGACAGCACGUAGGCUAAGAUUUGGACUUUGGACGGAGAAAUAGAUGCCUUUUUACUGACUCCAGCCACGACAUAAUGUUAGGGAUCCUAAUGUCUGUAUGUUCAUUUUUAUGCUCACUGUCUGACCUGAAGCUACUGGAUCUGCAACACUCAAUUAAAGCU
Molecule: messenger RNA, 1752 nt
Organism: Sphaeramia orbicularis (orbiculate cardinalfish)
Lineage: Eukaryota; Metazoa; Chordata; Actinopteri; Kurtiformes; Apogonidae
Product: bifunctional polynucleotide phosphatase/kinase-like
Exons: 11
Coding region: 209-1588 (459 amino acids)
Biological process (GO): DNA repair
Cellular component (GO): nucleus
Molecular function (GO): ATP-dependent polydeoxyribonucleotide 5'-hydroxyl-kinase activity; double-stranded DNA binding; protein binding
Source: RefSeq, a predicted model, not a curated record